Acanthamoeba castellanii str. Neff is the source of this 744-nucleotide messenger RNA. RefSeq names its product leucine zipper protein. Lineage: Eukaryota; Discosea; Longamoebia; Acanthamoebidae. Gene Ontology annotation, cellular component: ubiquitin ligase complex. Gene Ontology annotation, molecular function: cullin family protein binding; ubiquitin-like protein binding; ubiquitin conjugating enzyme binding. Gene Ontology annotation, biological process: protein neddylation; positive regulation of ubiquitin-protein transferase activity. The annotation marks the transcript as partial. The transcript has 6 exons. The record is from RefSeq and is a predicted model, not a curated record.
UGUGGUGCCCACACAAAUUUCAGUGAAGAUGUGGCCAUCAAUGCCCUGAAGCAGUUUGAAUGGAAUCUGGAGGUAGCUUGUGACAAUUACUUCGCCAACCCUGACGCGUUUGCUGUCAAGACCAAGGCUGCCGCGGGCAAGAAGGCGUCGGGUCCUGUCGACCCGGCCAAGAUCGACUCCCUCUUCGAGACCUAUCGCGACCCUGAUUCCGAUGUGAUCGGCAGUGAGGGAGGCAUGGAGCGGUUCUUCGCUGAUCUUGGCGUUGAUCCCGAGGAGCUCGUCACACUCAUCAUCGCCUGGCAGUUCAAGGCUUCCGUUCUGAAUGAGUUUACCCGAGAUGAGUGGAAGGAGGGCCUCACCUACUGGAAGUGCGACGAUAUCCCCAAGCUCAAGGAGAAGGUGCCUGCCUUCAAGGCCCUCCUCCAGGAGCCGCACAACUUCAAGGAGUUCUACAACUUCGUCUUCGCCUACGGCAAGGACACAAGGUCGAAGGGACUUGAUUUGAACAUGGCGAUUGAGCUUUGGAAGCUCAUUCUUAAGGACAAGUUUCACUUCCUGGACAUGUGGAUUGAGUUCCUGCAGAAGAACCGUAAACACUCCAUCUCCAAGGACGAGUGGGCUCUCCUCCUCGAUUUUGCCAACAUGAUCGACAAGGACAUGUCCAACUACAAUGCCGAAGAGGCCUGGCCGGUGCUGAUCGACGAGUUUGUCGAGUAUGGCCGGGCGCAGCUGGGCGACAAGUGA